GUAUUCUUCUAUUCGCCAAAUGCCGUAACCUAUAUAAGUCAGCACAGUAAUACGUCCCUGAUUGGAUCUUUACCUACUCGCCAGCCAAUCAAAUCAGAUCGAAUGCGCCGUAAAGAGCAACAGCUUUACCUAAAGAGACGACUUACCCUUUUUCAGCUCUUUGUUGCUUUUCAGUUGGGUACUAGGUACUGACCUAAGCAAAUGAGGCUGUAAUACAAUGCGAUGCAGCACCGUUGUUGUACGCCUAGUAGGUAGGUAUGUAUGAUGUAUAGGACUCGGCGGUAUAUCGUCUCGAGUAUAAAGCAUGUCUAAAGCCUCUACAAUGAGUGCAGGCAGAUCUUGCACUACCUACCUUCCUAUUCAUAGACAGUGACCGGUGACUUAUCGAACAUGUUACCUCGCAACAGACUCACUUCAGUCCUCCUCACACUCGCGAUUCAAGCCAGUGCAGCAAGCAUCCGUCAGACUUAUAACACGACGGAACUUCAAUGGGGCCCUUGCCAGCUGAACACCACGCUCCUAGUGCAAUGCGCGAAGCUGCUCGUCCCGCUCGACUAUACCGACAAGAUUGGCAAUCGGACACUUAGUCUGGAUGUUAUCAAGUACCCAGCCCAGAAAGAACCGAAACGAGGGAGCAUCAUCCUCAACUUCGGUGGUCCGGGACAGGAUGGCCUUAAUAGCAUGUUGAGCUAUGCGCCUAUCAUGGGGCCGGUAACUGGAGGCUACCAUGAUCUCAUCAGUUUCGACCCCAGGGGUACUGGCAACACUCUCCGUUUCUCCUGCUGGCCCGACGACCCUACCAACUACUAUGCCGUACUUGGAAGCAAAAUGGCCGGAUCAGCAGACUCGGCUAUAGGCACCAUCUGGGCGGAGGGCCAGAUAAUCGCCGACAAGUGCUAUAGCCAGCUAGGGGAGACGGGCGAGCUGGUCGGAAUGGCGUUUGCGGCGAGGGAUAUCAUGUCCAUUGUUGACGCCCUCGGCGAAGAUGGCUUGCUUCGAUAUUGGGGUAUCUCAGGGGGUACUACCAUGGGAGCCACAGUCGCCGCCAUGUUCCCUGACCGGGUCGAUAAAAUCGUGCUAGAUGGCGUUAUGAACGCCCAUCAGUACUAUAACUCCUACGGCGAACCAGAGAUGACCGCUUCCACCGACGCAACCUGGGAGGCCUUCAUGCGGGGCUGCAUCGCGAACCCAUCCAACUGCGCCCUAGCUCACAACCGCACAUACGCCUCGCUCGAGGCCACCAUGUGGGACCUCCUCACCACCAUCCGCAACAGCCCGCCCGUCUUCGCAGGCACCUACGUGCUCGACUACUCGACCUUCAAGAGCUUCCUCUUCAACUCCCUGUACUCGCCCUCCCACUGGCCCUCUGUCGCCCUCGCCCUCGACGACCUCCUCAACGGCAACCUCACGACGCUCGCCACGCUCAUCCUCGGCGGCGGCGGGAUCCCGCAGCAGGACCAGGCGAUCCUCGGCAUCCGGUGCGGCGACAAAGCGCUCCGCACAGACGUGCUAGCGGACCUGGAGCCCGAUUUUGCGGCGUACAAGAGCGAGAGUGGCUGGUUCUGGGAUUGGGCGUGGGGCGCGUACGUGCUGCCGUGCGCGCAGUGGCGGACGCGGGCGCGCGAGCGGUACGAGGGCGGGUUCUGGGGCGUGAGGACGCGGAACCCGGUUUUGUUCGUGGGGAACACGUACGAUCCCGUCACGCCGAUCGUGUCGGCGAGGAAUAUGAGCGCGGGCUUUGAGGGCAGCGUGCUGCUGACGCAUGAUGCGUGUGGGCACACGAGUAUACCACAGCCGUCGAACUGUACAAACGAGGCUAUUCAACGUUACUUUCUCGAGGGCACGAUGCCCGCGCCCGACACCAAGUGUCACCCUAAUGUGCCGGUUUUUGACCCUAAAUUAUGAAUAGUCUAAGGUUUAAUAGAUUAGUUUGCGGUGGCGGUCGUUUGAUCACGUACGGCGUAUUGGUUUUGGACAUAGUUUGUGUGGUUACGAGGGGCUGUCUGUUUUAUCAUACAUAUGAAUGUACUCCAGGGCUAUGUAGGUAUGUAGUAUUUACAUGUACGUGUAUACCUACCAAUAGUGCAAUACAUACAUCUAGCAGUAGCAACCUGGGCACUUAUAAGAUAAGAAGUUGGG
Hypoxylon fragiforme is the source of this 2139-nucleotide messenger RNA. Its product is annotated as TAP-like protein-domain-containing protein. The transcript has 6 exons. The record is from RefSeq and is a predicted model, not a curated record. Lineage: Eukaryota; Fungi; Ascomycota; Sordariomycetes; Xylariales; Hypoxylaceae. Bases 391 to 1905 code for a protein of 504 amino acids.